Cyprinodon variegatus (sheepshead minnow) is the source of this 7871-nucleotide messenger RNA. It is a transcript of the gene stab1, whose product is annotated as stabilin 1. NCBI's taxonomy places the organism in Eukaryota, Metazoa, Chordata, Actinopteri, Cyprinodontiformes, Cyprinodontidae. The transcript is spliced from 68 exons. The coding region runs from base 403 to 7797 and encodes 2464 amino acids. Gene Ontology annotation, molecular function: hyaluronic acid binding. Gene Ontology annotation, biological process: cell adhesion. The record is from RefSeq and is a predicted model, not a curated record.
ACAGCAGCAGUCGCUCCCAGCCUUGGCUGCUGGACGCUGGGCUCAGGGGCAACUUGUUGCUGUAAUUUCUCGGUUACUUCCUCUCACAUCAGGCUCAAAGAGUGCGAGGAAUUCUGCUGAUAACACCGUCGACGCCUGGAUCCACCCUGUUGUUUGUUAUCAUAAGAACUUGUAGAUUUUUUCUGCCCGUUUAUGUACGGAUGAGAAGGAGGCAGCUCUCAGUUGACAGUUUGUCCUCCUGGAAUGGCCAUUGUGUUCCUGAACAGAGGAUGUUCCUAUCUUUGUGUUUUUUCCUGAACUAAGCCUUGAAGGUUGCAUUUAAAAGUUAGCUGUUUAGUUAGAUCUUAACUACUGAAGAUACUGAAGCUUUAUUUUUCCUCUCUGGACCUGAGACUUUGAGCCAUGUUGCUCUUUCUCCUCGUGUCGCUGGAUUUCUGCAUCCAAACAUCAGGACAACAGCAGACCGCUCCACCAGGUCGCUGUGAUGUCCCUCAGAGGUUAGAUGUUUACACCGACUGCACCUCCUGCGCCGCCUCCAUCACAGCCAGCUGCCCCCGUGGCUUCACAAAGCUGGGCACCAACAACUGCAGUUAUGUGGUGCAGAUCGGCGGCAGGGAGAUGGAGCUUCAGGGAUGUCAGCACACGUGUGUGAAGAGUUUCCUGCAUCCAAAGUGCUGCCCCGGCCACUGGGGCCCACUGUGUCUGUCGUGUCCAAGCUGGUCAGGAAAGAUCUGCAACUUUAACGGAGCCUGUAUGGACGGAGACAUGGGCAACGGCACCUGCAUCUGUGAUGAGGGAUUCACAGGGUUUGCUUGUCAGGAGUGUAAAAAUCCAAAAGCAUUUGGGAAAAAGUGUGAUAAAGUGUGUGACUGCGUGAACGGAGUGUGUAACAAAGGACCUGACGGUGAUGGGGAGUGUCUAUGUCAGCCGCCGUACACUGGGAGGCGCUGUGACGAAGUAAGCAGCGGGUGUCGAAGUUGCAGCUCCUUCUCGUACUGCAAAGGAAAAGAAGAAACUGCAGGCUGUGACUGCUUGCCUGGAUACAGGAUGAUGAAGGGGAACAAGUGUUUAGCUGCAUGCUCCCAGAGAGACUGUGAUGUCAACGCCGAGUGCUCCACAAAGGCCACCAGUAUCAGAUGCACCUGCAAACCAGACUAUGAGGGAGACGGCAAGAUCUGUGUCCCGAAAAACCCCUGCUUGGAGAACAACGGUGGCUGCCCCAUCAACUCCACUGUUUGUGUCUUCAGAGGACCAAACAAGUCCAGCUGCGAGUGCAUGUCUGGCAUGUCGCCUGUAGGGGGCAGCCCUGAGAACGGCUGCCAGCUCGUCUCUGCCUGCUCAGUUGAUACCUGCGAUACAACAGCAGUCUGCCAGACCGAGCUGGAUGGAAAGCCCAGGUGCGUUUGCGAGCCGGAGCAGAUUGGAGAUGGGCAGCGUUGCUACGGUAACCUGAUGGAGCGCCUCAUCGAGCUUGACUCAAGAGGAAACCAGAGAGAAAAUCUGACCGGAGCCGUCGCCUUGUUUGAGAAAGGCUGUUUGAUGGUUCUUAGUCACUCUGGACCCUUCACAGCUUUCUUCCCGCUGUUGAAACAGCCUCUGAGUGGUGUCGAUGAGGAGGCAGUGUGUAAAAACCACCUGAUCCUGGGUCAGCACCUCUACAAAGAUCUGGAGGGAAAAGACUUUAACCUUUACGGAGGAGAGAAGCUCCGGGUCAAAGUCAAUAAGAAGUUCAUCCUGAUGAACGAUCCCACCAAGCCAUACUCGAUCAUCCAGGCAGACCUGCCAGCAGCCAAUGGCAUCAUCCACAUCAUCGACCGGCCAAUCACCAGCAGCCUUCCCGGAAGCUCAUCCAGGGACGAACAGUUUGCUGACCUCACAAUCGGAGAGAUUCUGAGAAAAGAUGAGAAAUUUAGUCGCUUCCUGUCCCUGGUUGACAACUGUGGCUCCCCUCCUCCUCUCCGUGGACCAGGACCCCUCACUGUGUUCAUCCCCACCAAUUACGCGGUGGACCGGGCCCGAGACGGCAGCAUCCUGUACAUGUUGAAUGAUGCCAAACAUAAACUACAGGAGCUGCUCAGACACCAUGUUUUCACCCAAGCUGCGUUGACUGUCGAUGAGUUGGCCGCCCUUCCUGUUAUUCAAACGAUGGCCAAUCAGUUUGUCACCAUCUCUGCUUCUGAUAGUGGAGAGAUCCUGCUGGCGGAUAAGAAAGUCCAUGUGGUGGGCACCAACAUCAUGGCGUCCAACGGUGUCAUUCACAUGAUUGAUGGGCUGCUGUACCCGCCCUCCAUCCUGCCCAUCCUGCCUCACCGCUGCGAUGUCACCGAGAGCAAAAUCACUGUGGGUCCUUGUGUUCACUGCAGAUUCCUCUCUGCGACUCAGUGUCCUGAAGGGACCGUUGAAAUGGAGACUCAUCAGAUCGGAUGUGAAUAUACGGUCCCUCCUUUUAGCGAAACGCACCACAAAGGCUGCGCCAAAUACUGCAACGCCACCAAGCAGGUGGCGGAGUGCUGCAAAGGUUUCUACGGUCCGGACUGUAAACCGUGCAUCGGAGGAUUCCAGCAUCCCUGCUACGACAAAGGAGCAUGUUUUGACGGUAUCCAUGGUAACGGCUCAUGCAGCUGCCAUUCCGGAUUCAAAGGACUCGCCUGUCAUAUCUGCACGGAUCCGUCCAAACACGGAGAAAACUGCGACGAAGAGUGCCGCUGCCUGCAUGGCGUGUGCGAUAACCGGCCCGGCAGUGGCGGCGUGUGUCGGAGAGGAUCGUGUGUGGAGGGAUACUCUGGAGAUUAUUGUGAAAAGACGGCCACGCCCUGCAACGCCGACGGCCUGAUGGCUCACUGCCACAUCCACGCAUACUGUACCCACACUGGACUGGAUUAUAGCUGUUUGUGCAGGGAUGGAUACGAGGGCGAUGGCCACUCCUGUUCUCCCAUCAACCUCUGCCUAAAGAGCAACCGUGGCGGCUGCGACGCCAACGCAGAGUGUGUGUACGUGGGUCCGGGUAAUGUGUCGUGCGUGUGCGCUGAGGGAUGGACUGGGGACGGGAAAGUCUGCGUGGAGAUCAACAACUGUCAGCUGGAAGGCCGAGGAGGCUGCAGCCCCAACGCCGACUGCAAUCACAUCGGACCAGGACAGAGCGAGUGUGUUUGUAAAACUGGUUAUAUGGGAGAUGGCAAGGUGUGCGACCUUAUCAACCCCUGUCAGAAAAACAAUGGAGGCUGCCAUGAGUUGGCCAAAUGUGAGCUGAAGGAAAAUGCAGUGCACACCUGCACCUGUUUGGACGGCUUCUUUGGGGAUGGAAAACUGUGCUACGGAACAUUAAAGGAUGAGCUGGACAUGCACUUCCAGUUCCUCGGCCUCAACAAACAAAUUCUGAGGUGUAAAGAGGCUCAGGAGGAUCUGAGCGGGAACCUCACCGUCUUGUCUCCUUCAUUAAAAGCCUUUGGGAACCUGAGCAUGACCGACAUGUUUUUCUGGACCAGCCGGCACCGCCUGCCUCACUUACUGCGAAAGUUGGCCCAUAAAAUUGGAUUAGGAAUAAAUGAUCUCUGGGUGCUCCACAUUGGAGAUGCCGCCAUCAUUUCCCACAACGUGCCUGCAGUCAACGGCUUCAUCCACACCAUAAACAAGGUUCUGACCCCGUCCCGCUCAGACCUUCCACCUGAACCUCCCACUGUGAUGGCAUUCCUGAACGCCUCAUCCAGCUUCUCUCUCUUCAGACAGUACGCUCUGAUGUACAACCUGUCUGGGCACCUGGAUCAACGGAUAUUUACGCUCUUUCUGCCAACCGAUGACGUGAUCAGGAAACACCUCAGCAAGACAAACUCGUCAGUUCUGGACUCGGACACGUUUCUGUACCAUGUGAUUCCUAAAGAGGUGCUGUCACUCGACCAACUCCAUGACGGCAUGUUCAAAGCCACUCUGCUGGGCGAGGACUACGAGGUCCAGUUCCACCUAACAGCAGACAACCAGACUGCUGUAAACGACGUUCAUCUUAACGGCAGCAUCAUUGACACGCAGUACGGCAUCAUUCACGUCCUCCCACAGGUCCUUAGAGUCAGACGCAACAGGUGCAGCAGACAGGUCAAAACCCAGAUCAAAGGAAGGUGUACAGACUGCGAAGGACCUCCUCUGUGCUACUACGUGUAUAAGCCAAUCAAGGAGCGGUUUCCUGCUAACAUGAGGUCCAACUGUUUUUACCGGAAGCGGGUCGGGGGCCGGAGGAAAUCUGUACCAGGCUGCCUCAUCAAUUGUCUUCGUGUCACGAAGGAGCACAAGUGUUGUCCUGGUUUCUACGGCCACGAGUGCUUCAAAUGCCCCGGAGCAGAUGGCAGCCCAUGCUCCAAUCAUGGGCAAUGCCAGGACGGUAUCCAAGGCAACGGGGAGUGCCGUUGCUAUGAGGGUUUCCAUGGCACCGCCUGUGAGGAUUGCGAGCCGGGACGCUAUGGAGUCAACUGCACCUCCAAGUGUUCGUGUAACCAUGGAAAGUGUGACGACGGUCUAGCAGGAAGCGGCAGGUGUCUCUGCUACAAAGGGUGGAAAGGAGCGUCCUGCUCUAUAGAGAUCAAAGACGACGCCUGUGGCGGCGUGUGUGAUGACAAUGCCAACUGUGUCACAGGACCACAGGGAUCAGCUGCCGUUUGCGUCUGUGUCGCUGGUUACGAUGGAAACGGAACCCACUGCAGAGAGCUGGAUCUGUGCAGCAUUAGGAACGGUGGCUGCUCGGAGUUUGCCAACUGCACAAAGGUCUCUGCUGGUGAGAGAACCUGUACCUGCAAAGAGGGUUACACCGGUGAUGGAGUCGUCUGUCUGGAAAUCGAUGGCUGUCUGGUCAACAAUGGAGGCUGCCACAAAGCAGCAGAGUGCACCAGAGCUGGCCCAAACAUUACUGCCUGCAGGUGUCUGACAGGCUUCGAGGGAACAGGGAGGUUCUGCCACCCAGUCAACCCCUGCAAAACCAACAACGGUGACUGCAGUAGAUACGCAAUCUGCCGGUAUAUGGGGGAGGGCCAGAGGAACUGCACCUGUCGAAGCGGCUACAUUGGGGACGGCUUCGACUGCAGGGGAAAUACCUACAACGAGGUGCUCCGGCAGUCAGAGAACGGGUUCUUUCAGAAAAUGAUGUCGAAAUCCAGCAGUCGCCCCCUUGGUAACGGACCGUUUACCGUCUUCGUGCCUCUGGAGGAAACCAACAAUGACUCCAUAAUUGAUGAAUGGAAGGAACGGGGCCGCCUGGAGCACAUGGUUGAUUACCACAUGGUUUCCUGUGAGAUUCUGACCUUAAGUGACCUAAAAACCACCAGCAGUGUGGUCUCUCUGUCGGGAUACACUCUGGAGUUCAGUGUGAAGGAGGGUUCGGUUUGGAUCAACAACAAAUCCAUGAUCGUGAAGAGCGACUACGCCACAACCAACGGAGUCAUCCACCACAUCGACAGAUUGCUGACGCCCUACAACCUGCAAGACAAGCCGCAGAUUAACAUUAAAAUGAACUUCAGCACUGCAGCAACGUUUUAUGGUUAUGGACGCUUUUAUAAGCUAAUUGAGGAUGCAGGUCUGCUCCCAGUGCUCCGGAUGUCCAUCCACCAGCCCUUCACCAUCUUCUGGCCCACUGACAAGGCCCUGGACUCCCUGCCAGCCGAAAGGCAGCGCUGGCUCUCCAGUCCGGACCACCAGGACCAGCUAGCUGCUACGAUCAAGGCUCACAUCAUCCGCAAUUUUGGGAAGAUAAAAGUUGGCCAGGCUGGUAAAUCUACAUCAUACCGGACCAUGCAUGGAUCCACCAUCAAGUUGAGCUGUGACAAGAAGCUGGUGGGAUCUAUAUUGAUCAAUGAAAACGAAGCCAGGCUGGUGGAUCGCUACAUUUCCUUCAUGGAGGGCGCGGGAUUUGGGAUCGACCAGCUUCUGGAGCCACCUGGACUGGGAGCGUUCUGCGACAGCAUACAGAACAAAACUACUUACGGCCGCUGUGGGAGCUGUUUGUCCCCUCCACGCUGUCCCCAACUCGACACGGGGAAAACGAUGAGCUGUAUGCGGCCCCGCUUCGGGUAUCGAACCAGCUGGUAUGAUGACCUGAAUCGUUAUGGAAGAAAACGCUGCAAGAGAGUUUGUCAGUUUCCUGCCUGGGUCCCGAAAUGCUGCAAAAAUCACUACGGCAGCGAAUGUCGUGUGUGUCCAGGUGGAGUUGAAGACCCCUGCAGCAGCCAUGGAGACUGUCAAGAUGGUGUUACUGGUUCAGGAGCAUGUAAAUGCUACAAAGGAUUCAAAGGAAAGUCAUGUGACCUCUGCGAGACGGGUUACUAUGGUACCAACUGCACAGCCUGCAGCUGCGUGAAGGGGAGCUGCGAUGACGGCAUGGAUGGGACCGGCCAGUGUGUCUGCCAGCCAGGUUGGGAAGGAGAUCGCUGCCAGAACAAGAUUGGCUCAGUCCCUGAGAAUUGCCGGCAGUGCCAUGCCCAGGCCAGGUGUGUGUUCAAUGUCGGCUGUCAGUGCAUACCUGGAUAUGAGGGCAAUGGUACUUUCUGCAGUCCAGUUCCACGUGAGUCAUUUUCAGCUGAAUCCUUAAAUGAGCGGAGGUGUGAGUGCCUCCCAGGGUAUGUGGGUAAUGGAGUCCAGUGUCUAGAGAAAGUGGUGCCCCCUGUUGACCGUUGCCUGGAAGAGAACGGAGGCUGUGACCCUGUGGCCACCUGCAAGGACCUCCAUUACCAUGCCAACACAGGGGGAGUGUUCCACCUGCGCUCCCCAGAGGGGAAGUACAUGAUGAACUUCACCCAGGCAACGAUGGGCUGCCAGGCUGAGGACGCUACCCUGGCCACGUUUCAACAGCUGGGAGAUGCUCAGCAGCUCGGGAUGCAUCUGUGUGUUGCUGGCUGGAUAGAAGGAGGGAGGGUAGGAUACCCGAUCCGCUUCCCCUCUGUCAAAUGUGGAGACAACCACGUGGGCUUGGUUAUGUACAAAGACCCGGUGGACCAGAGCAGCAAGUACGACGCCUACUGCUACAGGCUCAGAGACGUGUCCUGUUCAUGUCCUGAGGGUUAUGUUGGAAACGGUGACUUCUGCAACGGCGUCCUGACCAGUGUCCUGGCCACAAACAGCAACUUCUCCAUUUUCUACAAGUUGCUGGUGGACUACGGCGGCUCGUCCUCCGAAGGCAGGCAGCUCAUCGACAUCUUGGCUCACAGGAAGUCUGAACUCACACUGUUUGUUCCCCAUAACUCUGGAUUUGCUCCGAACCUGACUCUUUCGGAAAGAGAUCUGGAGUAUCACAUCUCAACCAAUCACAGCAGGCGACCAUUUAAGGAUCUAAAGCACCAGGAAGUCCUCCAAUCCAGGCUUGGGUUCAACCUGACCGUUACCUAUGGCAACAACGAGAGCUGUAAACUGGUGAACCAGCGGCUGCUGCUGGACUGGGACAUUCCUGCCGUGAACGGGAUCAUUCAUGUCCUGGAGGCGCCGCUGACAGCCCCCGCCCCCCUGGUGAUCCACAGCCGCUCCAGAGGCCACGCCCACUCCACUGGGGUAGCGUCAGCCAUAUUGGUUCCCUUGUUGGUAUGUGUGCUGGCAGCACUGGGGUACUACCUCUUCAGGCAAAAGAUGGACGCCUUCCGCUUCCACUACUUCAAAAAUGAGGAUGAAGAUGGUGCUGCAGGUGGACCAACCAAACCAACGCUGGUUUCCAUCCCAAACCCUCUCUACAGCGGCUCCAGGGCCUUCGCUGAGCCCUUUGGGGAAAUGACUUCAGCAGCGGAACCAGCCGAGCCCACAGAACCUCCAAACAUUUUGGACUUGGACCAGUGAAACCAGUUUACCAGAACAUUCUGUUAUCAACAGAUUCAGAUUCUUCUCUUUCCAGAAAGAGAAUAAAGUUGUUU